Messenger RNA from Lucilia sericata (common green bottle fly), 3020 nucleotides. RefSeq lists its product as uncharacterized. NCBI's taxonomy places the organism in Eukaryota, Metazoa, Arthropoda, Insecta, Diptera, Calliphoridae. The transcript has 7 exons. The record is from RefSeq and is a predicted model, not a curated record. The coding region runs from base 377 to 2431 and encodes 684 amino acids.
CCAAUUGAAUUUAGUUUUACAUGCACACUAAAUUAUAUUUUAUAUAAAUAAAUUUAUUAAACUCUCAAAGGUUUAUAACAUAAUUAACUACAUUUUUUCUAAAUUAAAAUGUUAAUAAAAUAAUUUUGAAAAAAUCCAAUUAAAUGUUUAUCAUAUCGUUAAAAGUCCUUUAUGUCCUUACGAAAUAAUUGACGUAUGUAUAUAAACAACUUGGCCACUCUGUGGCAAAAUCAGUGAAGAACAACAAAAAACAAAGACAUUUUUUAUAGGAAAAACAAGUAAUUAAAAGCUAAAAUACCAAACAAGUGAAUAUUUCUUUUUUUAUCCAUUUCAUUUUGUUUAAAUAAAUUGUUGUGGUUGCACGCCCAUUAUAAUAAUGAGACGAUUACGCCGUCACUAUAUCAAAUUAGUUAUUCUUGUUUUAUUUUGCGGUGCCGGUGUCUUGUACUUUACCAGGAGUACGGAAGAUCUGGACAGGCAGAGUCAAAUACAAAUAAUGGAACGCUCUAUACGAUCUAUAAUGAACCAAGUAGAAUGUCGUUUACCAGAGCUACCAAUCGAUAAUCCUGAAUUGAUGAAAUUUUUCCAUUCAGUAGAUAAAAUUGACUGUGGGAAUCCUAAUGAUGAUUGGGUAAUGUGCGAAAAAUCCAUAUGUUUCGUUAAACCUGAAGCCAUAGCAGCUAAUGGUGAGAUAACUUGUACAUUUACGGAUAUAAUACGUAAAAAUGACUUUAAAGCACGUUACGGAAAAUCGGUAAAAACCAAAGAACCUUAUAUACUACAAGCCUCCGAUUUCGUUAAAGUACUGUGUACAGCAGAAAAUGGUUUAAGUUGGUUUGGUAUGGCUUAUGGUAUGCGAGAUGGCAUUGAAAAUACUUUAAUACACAAACCAGUACCACCCCCUAUGAAUAAUAAUGUUAACCCCUUAAAUGUGUUGGAUCCUGCCUCAGAAUUGCCUGCCUAUUUCAAUGUGCUCAUGUUUGGUUUUGAUUCCCUUAGCCGUAAUUCGUUUAUGCGCAAACUUUCCAAAACUUAUAAAUAUCUAACGAAAGAACUCAAUGCGAUUGUUCUGAAGGGUUACAAUAUUGUUGGCGAUGGCACACCACAAGCAUUAACACCCAUUUUAACCGGUUACACAGAACUGGAAAUGCCUGAAACGCGAAAGCGCAUGAGCAAUGCCCUACCAGUAGAUCAAGCUUAUCCCAUGAUUUGGAAAGAUUACGAAAAACACGGUUAUGUUACCUCAUUCAAUGAGGAUAUACCUUCGGUGGGUACAUUUACCUAUCGUUUGACGGGUUUCGAAACACAGCCAGUUCAUCAUUAUUUACGUACUUAUUAUCAAGAGGCUGAAAAUAUUUUAAGUUCCAGUAAGGAACAUUGCAUCAAUCAUGAAGCUACACACUUAACAAUGAUGGAAUAUACAAAGAAUUUUAUGGCAAAAUAUAGCGAUACUCCCCGAUUUGUUUUUAGCUUUCAUGGUGGACUAUCGCAUGAUUCUAUAAAUCUAAUUGAAGCGGCUGAUGAAGAUGUUGUAUCUUGGUUGGAAACAUUGAGAGCAAAACAACUAUUAGAUAAUACUAUUUUAAUAUUUAUGUCGGAUCAUGGUAUCAGGUUUACCGAAAUACGCGAGACUUUACAAGGCAAACAGGAAGAACGUUUACCAUUUUUCAGUUUUGCUUUUCCGGAAUCAUUUAAAAAGCGUUUCCCGCAAGAAUAUGAACAUUUUGUUAAGAAUAGUGAAAGAUUGACGACACCAUUUGAUAUACAUGCAACACUUGUACAUAUUUUAGAACUGCAAAAUAUUAAACCUACAGCCACUUCCAAUGAGCUAACAUCGUACGAAACACUGGCCGAAGAAACGCCUUCUUUAGAAACCACACCAAAGAUUGAAGUUUCCGAUUUAGCUAAACACCGUGCCAUAUCACUUUUUACACCCGUCCCACAGAAUCGUUCUUGUGCAGAUGCUUAUAUAGAGCCACACUGGUGUGCCUGUCUCAAUUGGCAACAGCUUAAUGUAAGCUCGGACAUGGGCAUUCUAUUGAAAGCGGCCGCCAGUAUAUUAAAUGUUAUCAACAAUGCUACGGAAACAUUUCGUCAAUAUUGCGAACCUUUACAUUUGAAGCGCAUCAAUUGGGCUUUGCUACUGAAGCCUCACCAGGAGUUGUUGUCAUUUAAGCACAAUUUAGACAUGGAUGGCUAUUUAUCCGACUUAACCGGCAGUUCACGUUCAGCUGAAGUUUAUUAUCAGCUGCAAAUUUUAGUAUCGCCGGGCGAUUCAAUCUUUGAGGCUAGCGUCGCUUACAAUUUGGAUAAUCUAACAAUGCACACUAAACUGUCACAAAUAUCUCGCGUUAAUAUUUAUGGCUCACAGGCUAAUUGUAUUUAUGAACGUAAUCCGGAACUGCGUAAAUAUUGCUAUUGCAAGAAAUAGCUAAAAGUUUAAUGUGGAGCAUAAGCAAGCGACAAUACUGCUCGCUUACUCUCAAAAUUACCAAAAAAUAUUUUUUCUUUAUUCUUAAGUUUAAACUAUAUACUUUGAGUACACAAGUUUCUCGAACUGAAUUAAUUUAAUUUAGCAAGAUACAAUGCAGUCAGAACAAAUUUUAAACUUAAAAGCACCAACCUAGUCUUUAUAAUAAAUGCAUACAUACAUAUUUAUAUGAAUCUCUCACCAUAUAACAUGACAUAAAUGCACACAGUAUUUAAGAAUUAUUUAGGGAUUUUCAAUGGAUUAUAUUAAGGCAUUAAUGGAAGAGUUACUCUGUAUUUUUGUUACAGAGCUAUCCUUCCCAGUUUGAUAUUAUUCAGUAAAAGCACAAAUCUUAAAAAAAUAUAAGUGUGCGUGUCGCAAAAUCUUAUUCCUAUUGAAAAUUCCCUAUUUUAUAUCAAAAUAUAAAUAAUUUAUUUAUAUAUAAUAAAAAAAAAAACCUUAGCAAGCGAAUAUUUAUAUUUUUGUAAUUUUUAAGAUAAAUUAUAAUAAAAGUUGUUCUUUACCUUGGUAAAUCGAACGAAUUGGCCAA